Elephantulus edwardii (Cape elephant shrew) is the source of this 1146-nucleotide messenger RNA. Its product is annotated as leukocyte elastase inhibitor-like. NCBI's taxonomy places the organism in Eukaryota, Metazoa, Chordata, Mammalia, Macroscelidea, Macroscelididae. Gene Ontology annotation, molecular function: serine-type endopeptidase inhibitor activity. The record is from RefSeq and is a predicted model, not a curated record. The transcript has 6 exons. Gene Ontology annotation, biological process: negative regulation of endopeptidase activity. The coding region runs from base 1 to 1146 and encodes 381 amino acids.
AUGGAGCAGCUAUCCACCGCCAAUAAUCACUUCGCCCUGGACUUCUUCCGUGUUCUGAGUGAGAAGAAUCCCACGGUAAACAUCUUCUUCUCUCCCUUCAGCAUCUCCUGUGCAGUGGCCAUGGUCCUUGCUGGGGCCAAGGGCAGCAGCGCAGCACAACUUUCCAAGGCAUUUCAUUUCGAUAGUAUUGAGGAAAUUCAUUCAAAGUUUCAGUGUCUGAAUGCCAAAAUCAACACACGUGAUGCCUCCUACAUCCUGAGACUUGCUAAUAGGUUAUAUGGUGAGAAGACCUAUCACUUCCUCCCUGAUUUCUUGGCAACAAUUCAGAAAAUCUAUGGGGUUGAUCUGGCCAAUGUGGAUUUCCAGCAUGCCUCUGAGGAGGUGAGGAAGGAGAUAAACCAGUGGGUCAAAGACCAGACAGAAGGGAAAAUUCCAGAAUUGUUAACUUCAGGUAUGGUUAACAACUUGACUAAGCUCGUGCUGGUGAAUGCCAUCUAUUUCAAGGGGAAGUGGCAGGAAAGAUUUCUGGAAAAGUACACAACUGAAGAACAAUUCCAUUUGAAUAAAAAAGACAAUAAAAUGGUGAAAAUGAUGUAUCAGAUGACAAUAUUUCCAUACGGCUAUAUUGAUGAAGUAAAGUGCCAUGUGUUAGUACUGCCUUAUAAAGACAACGAACUCAGCAUGGUCAUCCUGCUGCCAUGUGACAUUGAAGAUGACUCCACAGGUCUGAAGAAGAUUGAGGAACAGCUGACUUUGAAUAAACUGAAUGAGUGGAUCAAUUCUAAUAAUUUGAAGGCAGUUGAAGUCAAGGUCAGCUUGCCUAGGUUCAAGCUUGAAGAGAGCUACAAUCUCAACUCUCACCUGGCCCGUCUGGAUGUGCAGGAUAUAUUUAAUCCUAGUAAGGCAGAUCUGUCUGGCAUAUCAGGAGCAACACAUCUUUUUAUAUCAGAAGUUGUUCAUAAAUCCUUUGUGGAAGUAAAUGAGGAGGGUACAGAAGCUGCUGCUGUCACAGGAAUUACUUGCUGUGAUUGCAGUUGUCGUCGACAAGUUCCGUAUUUCAAUGCCAACCAUCCAUUCCUUUUCUUUAUCCAACACAAUGCUUCAAAGUGCAUUCUCUUUUUUGGCCGAUUUGCUUCUCCAUACUGA